GGAGGAGUGUGUGUGUGUGUGUGUUUUGUCGGCAGACAGUCAGUCAGGAGGACCGGACUCCCAGCGGCAGUUUAGGAGAGACUAAGCGGGGAAAACUGCGUCCAUUCUGGGAGAACUCAGAAGGAGGAAUCCGCAAUGAGUUGGGGAACGGAGCUCUGGGACCAGUUUGAUAAUCUGGACAAACACACCCAGUGGGGGAUCGACUUUCUUGAGCGCUACGCAAAGUUUGUCAAGGAAAGGCUGGAAGUAGAGCAAAACUACGCCAAGCAGCUACGGAACCUGGUAAAGAAAUACUGUCCAAAACGCUCUAAAGAUGAGGAACCAAGGUUCACAUCAUGUCUGUCAUUCUACUCCAUACUCAACGAGCUCAACGACUACGCCGGUCAGAGGGAGGUGGUGGCGGAGGAGAUGGCUCAUAAGGUUUAUGGAGAGCUGAUGAGGUACAGCCAAGACCUCAAAACUGAGAGGAAACAUCAUCUACAGGAGGGCAGGAAGGCCCAGCAGUAUUUGGAUCAUUGCUGGAAGCAGAUGGACAACAGCAAAAGGAAGUUUGAGAGAGAGUGCAAGGAAGCAGAGAAAUCCCAGAUUACCUACGACAAGUUAGAUAAUGACAUCAACGCCACCAAAUCAGAGGUGGAGAAGGCCAAAGCCCAGUUCUACCUGCGGACUCACAUGGCGGAUGAGAGUAAGAACGAGUACGCCGCCCAGCUACAGAACUUCAACGCCGAGCAGUGGAAACAUUUCAACAACGCCAUACCACACAUCUUCAAGAAUCUGCAGGACAUGGAUGAACGUCGGACGGUGAAGCUCGGAGAGACGUACCGGAGCUUCGCCGAGGCGGAGCGGAGAGUCAUUCCCAUCGUCUCCAAAUGCUUAGAAGGAAUGGUUUCAGCUGCUAAAGCUGUCGAUGAGCGAAGGGAUUCAUCCAUCGUCGUGGAGUCAUUUAAAUCUGGCUUUGAACCUCCAGGCGACUUCCCCUUCGAGGACUUCAGUCAGAAUCUGAGCAGAACGGGUUCAGACGGGACCAUCAGCAGUACGCCCAAAGGCGAAAGAGACAGAGACGGACCCCCGGGGUCGCGAUCCGACCCCAAACACCAGAUGAGCAAAACCAAGAACAAGCUCUGGCUGUUUGGGAAGAAACCGAAGGCCCCAUCUCUGGAAGAUUUCAGCCACUUGCCCCCCGAGCAGAGGAGGAAGAGGCUGCAGCAGAGGAUCGAUGAACUCAGCAAGGAACUCCAGAAAGAGAUGGAUCAGAGAGACGCUCUGAACAAGAUGAAGGACGUGUAUGAGAAGAAUCCUCAGAUGGGAGACCCCAGCAGCCUGCAGCCCAAAAUAUCAGAGACCAUAUGUAACAUGGAGAAGCUGCGCUCCGAAAUUCACAAAAACGAGACUUGGUUAUCUGAGGUGGAGGGAAAGCAGAGCUCCAGAGGAGACAGAAGACACAGCGCCGACAACCACCAUCACACUCCUCAAGGCAGAGAGAGUCCUGAGGGCAGUUAUACAGACGACACCAGUCAGGAACAUCACACACCUCAUCACCGCACCAGUCCUCCACAGCCCGGGCACCCGAACCCCGACCCCCACGAGUUUGAUGACGAAUUCGACGACGACGACCCGCUGCCCGUCAUCGGACACUGCAAAGCUCUGUACUCCUUCGAUGGUCAGAACGAGGGGACGCUGGUGAUGGCAGAAGACGAGGUGUUGUACAUCAUCGAGGAGGAUAAAGGCGACGGCUGGACGAGGGCGAGGAAGCAGAGCGGGGAGGAGGGCUACGUCCCCACCUCCUACGUAGAAAUCACCAUGGAGAAAAACAGCAAAGGUGCUGUCACUUACAUCUGAAGCUACACUGUCCUCUGUCCUCUCAACCAUCCCUCUGUCCGUCUCUCCAUUACCCCGCUUUCUGCUCCUCGAGAUAACACCGCAAAGGAAAAAGACAGCAUCCGUACACCCGCAUGGACAUUCAUCUGUUUCCCUCUUCUGGUUCUCAUCCCAUCGCUCUCUCUCUCUCUCUCUCUCUUUGUCCUGCUGUCUGUUUAUUCCUCUAACCCUGUAAUCAUUCAUCCUCUCAUAUCUGUGGAACUGAUGUGUCAGAGGUGAGUGAAUGAGCACAAAAACAAAUAGGAUGAGCCUAUUUGAUGGUGUUUGAGUGAUUUGUAUAUUGUAAAUGAAGCAUUUCCAUGUGUGUGUGUGUGUGUGUGUGUGUGAAAGAUGCUGUUUUGAGCCCCACGUCAAGACUACACCACUUCUUAUCGAACAAAGUGUUUAUAUAAUAUAUUAGAAACAAUUUAUUUUUGUUUUUAUCCAUUCCUUUAAUUAUUUGUGAUGUUUCUUUCAUUCUUUUUUUUUUUUUUAAACGUGAGAUGUUUAAACUCCCUGAUUUUAAAGAUCACUGGAUUUAUGUGUCGACACAAUUUGAAGUGUAAGACAUCUUUUGAUUUCAUUUGUUUUUAUUUCUGUGUGAUUGCUGUGCACGCGUCGUGUGUGUGUGUGUGUGUACGUUUGUACAUGCACAUCUUUGUUUCUUUGUGUUAUCUGUGCCAUCACACCAGAGUUUUGUCUCUUAUUCUGUUAAAAAGGAUUGGUAUAAAAAUCCCUCAAUGCAGAAACAAAAUCGUUUUCACAUUUGACGUUGUUACAGGAGUUUUUAAAGUUGUUCAAGUAUUGUUUCAUCCUGUUGGUUUGCUGUCAGACCAAAAGAUCAAAACCAACAAUGUGUUAGUCCAUUUCCCUACUCUGUCAGCCUCAAGCCCAUUGGUUCCUACU
Molecule: messenger RNA, 2763 nt
Organism: Thunnus maccoyii (southern bluefin tuna)
Lineage: Eukaryota; Metazoa; Chordata; Actinopteri; Scombriformes; Scombridae
Gene: fnbp1l
Product: formin binding protein 1-like
Exons: 15
Coding region: 136-1839 (567 amino acids)
Biological process (GO): signal transduction
Molecular function (GO): protein binding
Source: RefSeq, a predicted model, not a curated record